Trypanosoma cruzi is the source of this 1254-nucleotide messenger RNA. Its product is annotated as mucin-associated surface protein (MASP), putative. The record is from RefSeq and is a predicted model, not a curated record. Bases 1 to 1254 code for a protein of 417 amino acids. Lineage: Eukaryota; Euglenozoa; Kinetoplastea; Trypanosomatida; Trypanosomatidae. The transcript has a single exon.
AUGGCGAUGAUGACUGGCCGUGUGCUGCUGGUGUGUGCCCUCUGCGUGCUGUGGUGUGGUGCGGUGUUUGGACACGCGAUGGAGGAUUACUGCAGUGAGGGCGGAGGGGACGGUUUGAGGCACGCGAGUAAUGGUGGAGAUGACGGCGUGUCUCUAAAGGCGGACUGCGGGCUGUUAUCCACUCGAAUGGCAUUAAUAAAGGCGGUUGAGGCUGUGGAAGCUGUAGAAGAAGGAUUGAGUGGUGUUCCAGACCCAUCUCAGGAUACGGAGGAAUCAUCACCUAAUAAUAAAUUGGACGAUAAUACGCAGUCCACUGGAGCGGCUGGUUUAGGAGGCGGUGUUGCAGGUCCAGCAACAGCAGCAGCGGGAGCAGCAGGACUACCGCCGAAUCCUAAAGGAUCAGAUAAAAAAGGACAGCAGGGAAAACAAGAAGAAUUGGGUCCAGCUGUUGGAAGAAAAGCAGGUAAUAAGGAGGAUCGCAACGACGGUAAGGCAACUGGGCCCAAACUUCAAACUGUCGAUCAACCAUCUCCUUCCUCUUCUUUACCUGGCAGCCCUGGCGCUCGGAACGGUGAAGAACACAAAUUGGAGAAUACCUCAGAGAGUGAUGAACCCUCCGAUGAUUCACCGGAAGAUGACGAAGGGGAUCGUCUUAGCCAAUCCGACAGUCGUGAAGAGAAGGCGGAAGAGCUGGUGAAACAAAACGAAUUAAAUACAGAAAACACAAGUAAUGAGGCACCAGCACUAACAGCAGCACCAGCCGAAGAGGCAGAAGCAAAAACAGCAAUACCAACAACAUCAUUGCAUGGACAUUCCAGCGCUGAGGAUUCGGGAGACGUGCAACAGCUACAACAACCCCAAGACGGCAUUGAGUCAAACGACUCACAAACAAAGACCGCUGCCACCAUCGCAGCCAAUCAACACAAUGAACCGUCUGCCGACCAUGCAGAAUCAGGGCUACCUUCACCCACGGCAAACGGUGAUGCUUCCAAUAAUGAAGCUGACAAUAGCACUGAAGACGGCAUCUCAAACAAUGGCCCAGCAGCCGAUGGUGCAGGGACACGAGAAAAAAAACAAAAUGAAAAUAAAGAUGCCAAUCCGAAGGAAACACCAGUCGAAGCCACAGCCACGAAAACUACAACGGCGACGACUGGCGACAGUGACGGCAGCACCGCGGUCUCCCACACCACCUCCCCUCUUUUCCUUCUUCUUGUUGUUGCGUGUGCGGCUGCUGCUGCGGUGGUGGCCGUGUGA